GGUGGGGUGGGGAAAGAAAACACAAUAAAUGAAGACCGUGUCAAGAGCUGAAGCCGAGAGCCAAGGACGUCCCCCCACCCCACCGAGAGGCAGGGAUUAAGUCAGAUUCCCAAGUUUCCAGUCUGAAGCUGAGAACCUCCAGGAAAUGUAACAGAUUCACCAGGGUCAGAGUGAGACCACGCUGCCUCGCAUCGGCAGGGAAAUGGCGAUAAAGACAAGGAGCCGCUGACCGCCCCACUUCCCACCGCAGAAAUGCUGUAAAAAGACACCAAGACUGGAAUGGUCCAUGGAAUAAUUAUUUUUCCUGACGACUCAUAGAUUGACAACAGAAAGCAACAUUCCCUGCCACUCUGUCGUGCUCACUGGUAUGGAACAACAAAGUCAUUUUAUGACUUCAUUUCACACGACUUCUUGGAAGAUUCCAAAAUACUGCACAAAUCAGAAGGCAUAAUCACCGAUAUAAAAACUGCAACUUCAAACAAGUUGGUCAACUUUUCGAUGAGCUUUAUUUUAAUAUUUUGAGACUAAAUUACUUAGUUGGUGCAGAUUGGAAGUAACUGAAUAGUGCAACUUUUCACUUUGUUCAUAUUAAUUGGGAACCUGAAAUAUUUCACUGUGCAUGCCCACUGCGCAUUUUUACCAUUGAAGAGACUGCAGUAGUAUAAUAUUAAAUGGGAAUCACAUGCCUUGGGUAUCACUUAGUAUAUGUGGUGUUGUUAUCCAUUGAUGUCCAAGUUCCAUGACUCGCGACAAUUUAAAACUUUCCUAAUUUCCAAUUUUUCAGGUUAUCUUUCAUACCUUACAUUUUAAUACACUCUUCCUAAUUAUGUACUAGAUUCAUGUUUAUAAACACGAGAUUUUUUUCUCAAUAUUUGUAAAUCCAAUCGCCCAAAAUGGAUUUUGAAGACAAAAAUGAAAGUAAUAUCACUGUCACUUUAUAUAAUAGGAACAACACUAUGGCAUAUGGACUGGGACUCCCUUCUUGGGAUGAUUAUAAUGGAAGUAUUCAUGAUAUAAAAUAUUUACUGGUUGGAGUCUACACACUUAUUACUAUUCUAGGACUUCUUGGCAACUUCUUUGUUGUAAUUGCACUGUGUAAAAAUCUAAAACAGAAAUCAAUCAUUAAUUUUCUGAUUGGAAAUUUAGCCUUAUCUGAUAUUUUAAUUCUGCUGUUCUGUUCACCAUUUACACUGACAUAUGUUCUUUUAGACCAGUGGAUCUUUGGGGAGAUCAUGUGUUAUAUAGUGCCAUUUGUUCAGUGUGUGUCUGUCAUGGUCUCUAUACUCAUGCUAAUGUCAAUUGCCAUGGUUAGGUAUCAUAUGAUAAACAAUCCAUUAUCCAAUCAUUUUACCAUAAAUACUGGAUAUUUGCUAAUGGGAACUGUGUGGAUUAUUGGAUUUACUAUUUGCUCACCAUUACCUAUCUUUCAUAAAAUCAUAGACCUAAGUGAAACUGUUCACUUGGAUACCUUAAAAAAUACAUACUUGUGCAUUGAGUCAUGGCCAUCCGACUCUUACAGAAUUGCCUAUACCUUGUCCUUACUAAUCAUCCAAUAUAUUUUGCCAAUAGUUUGUCUAACAAUCAGCCAUGCUAGUGUUUGCAGAAAAAUAAGUGCUACUGUGCCAAGCAGACAAGGAAGAUCUGAAGAGAGUGAAAUGAUAAAUUUAACCAUACAUCAACCAGCUAAAAAACAGUUGCAAGCACAACAGACAAAGGUGCAAGGAUGGAACUAUUCCUUUCUGAGAAAACACAAGAAGAGAUAUAGCAAGAAGUGUGCUAGUGUCAUGCCUGUCAUGGCUAAAGUUCAAGAUAAUGGCAAGACUCAUAAUGAUCUCUUACUAAUCCAUGGGUCGGAUAGUACACAGCCAUUACCCAGUUCCUUUCUACCAGGUGUACCUGUAUGUUUUGAAGUGAAAGCUAUGGAAUCUGAAGAGCUUGCAGAUUCACAGAAUGUUCCAGUCACACCAAAAUCCAUCACAAGGUUGAGGAAACGAUCACGCAUUGUUUUCUACAAACUGACCAUAGUAAUUGUUGCUUUCACUGUAAGCUGGAUGCCUCUGCAUAUUUUUCACCUUGUAACUGACUUCAAUGCUAACCUAAUCUCUAACAGGCACUUCAAGCUGGUGUAUUGCAUCUGUCACCUGCUGGGUUUGCUGUCCUGUUGCUUGAAUCCUGUGUUGUAUGGAUUCCUGAACAAUGGCAUCAAAUCCAGUUUACAAUCCUUGGUCAAAUGCUUUUGGCUGUAAUAAUAAGAGGCCAAUAUCAGGUCUGGCACCACAGACAAAAGAAAAGGUGAAAGUGAGGACUGCAGAUGCUGUGCUUCUCCAGCACCACACGCUCUCAAGACAAAAAAAGCCCACUGAACAUGUUCAUCAGUCAAUAGUGCAGCUUACAUCUGAUCACUAAGUUCAUUCAUACCUGCUCCCAAGUCAUUCUAACUGUUCCCUGAUGUUCUGCUCUAAAGGUGUUGUUAAAAUAGCUCAUUGCUUGCCUUACUUUAUUCGAUCUGAAUAGAAAAUAAUUAAAUGUUUCUGCUUUGUAGUAUAGUGAAAUUGAACAGGAAAUAAUAAUUGAGUGAUUAUAUUACUUUGUGCAAUUAGUUACUUGUAACUAAUAAAAAUAUUUAUGGUCCUAGCUGUGUUCUUAAAAUAUAUUGAUAAAGGAGUGGAAUUUUUAUCCAUUGAUUCAAUCUCAUGGGUAUUUGUAAACCUCACUUACACUAUAUUUCAUUGGCUACUAGAAAUAGAUUAGUGUCCCAAUUUUAUUUAAGCCCAGCCUUUAAUCACACAUAUUUUUAAAAGCAUAAUUUGAUUUUGCGCAGUAUGAGCCAAAGAUGAAUUAAUGAUAUAAAUGAUCAACCUAGAUUCCAUAUCCCAACUCUUAAUAUACUGUCCUAACCUCAGGAGAAACCACUAUUUUAGACAGUAGUGAAUAUGCGUUCCCUUUUCUCGAUUCACCAUCAAAUACAAUGGUCUCAAUCAUGCUCCUAUUUUUUUUACAUAAAUUGAAAUUCCCCGUAGAAAUAAUUUCUUGAAAUAUAUGUUGUACAAACAAGCUAAAUGAUGUUUUCAUCGAAUCCAUAGAAUCCCUACAGUGUGAAAACAGGCCAUUUGGCCCGACAAGUCCACACUGACUCUCUGAAGAGCAUCCCACCUCGACUCAUCCCUCUACCCUCUCUCUGUAACCCUGCAUUUUCCCCAUCACUAAUCCACCUAACCUAUAGUUUUAUAUACUGUUGAAAUUUUCUGUGUGUUACUUGCAUUUAAACGUUUAAAAUGAGUAUGAUAUCAACAUUCAUUCAGGGAAAUAUUUGGUGUAUGUUCUACAGAAAUCCACAUUGUUGUUUGAAGUUGUGUUGAAAUCAUAUUGACUGUCACUUUCUCUGUAAUACAGUGUGACAAAAGACAAAAGUGAUAGAUUUCUGUUUCUCUUUUACAUAUUUAAAAAAAAAUAAAAAUAGGCAAAUGAAUUGUCAGCGCAAUUUUUAUCUCACCAAAGUUACAUAAUCAGAAAUGACUUCUGUCAAAUUCCUAGAAAGGCUAAAGAAUACUUUCUGGUAAAAGUAUAAUUUAUUUUAAAUAACUAUGUAGCUGCACUUGUUGUUUUAAAAAGACUAGCUGUAACUUUCCAGACUGUUGGGUCUAAUUAACCAUUCAGAAGAGAUAAUUCUUAUUAAAACCAGUCGCAGUGGGAUGCAGGACCUCAGCAACUGAUCUAAAGAAGUGUUAGUAUUGCAAUUUUCUCAUUCAAAACUGCUACAUGGUAUAGUUCUGAUUGUGAAACACUAUAUAGCUCAAAAUAAUAAAUGGAACUGGAGCAGGCUACAAUAAAUAUACAGUUACUGCAGUCUGAAAACAUUCAACAAAAUGACAACAGAAUGAUGCAUUCAGAAUUCUGUCCUUUUGUGUUUCUAUAGAUAUUAAAGAUGCAACUGAAACUUAGGUGUACUAGAUUUAAUAAGUAGGAAUUCAUGGUUUAACCUCUUUAGCUUCCAUAGCUUUCAUGAAUUGUUAAUGGUGAAUUCAACACUCUCUGGUAGACAGUAGAUUGAUACAUGGAAAGAGAAUGAAAUUGCUGCCUGCUUUUUAUUUAGAGGAAAUAAUAAGAACAAAUAAUGUCAGAAAUAACUAAGUAAUACACAUUCUUGUUGAUUUAUCACUUAGACCUUCCAGGCAUUGUUAAUUUUUAUUAUGUUCUAGUCUGAUGUACUGACCGUAUUCCUGAGUGUCCACUGCAUCAUGUUAAGCGUGAAAAAAGACAAACACUUCAAAGAGAAUAACUCACAAGCAAGAAUCAGGUUCAUUACUGAAAUGAAUCAAAUUGCAAGCUUUGAAAAGCAGAGCCUUCACACUUGAAAAUUUUCUUUUUUUAGAAUACUGUGCACACUGUCAUUCGAUGAAGAACAGUAUAAUGUAAAUCUCUAAACUCUGCAACUUUUUCUCCAUGGUAUUAUGUGAAUAAACUGAAAAUAACCGGUGA
This is a messenger RNA of Chiloscyllium plagiosum (whitespotted bambooshark), 4479 nucleotides long. Lineage: Eukaryota; Metazoa; Chordata; Chondrichthyes; Orectolobiformes; Hemiscylliidae. The record is from RefSeq and is a predicted model, not a curated record.